UUCAGAAGGGACCGGCCCUGCUGGAUUCCUGACUUAACUGUAAGGUGAUAAAUUUGUGUUGCUGUAAGCCACGAAACAAGUCUGGGUAAUUUGUUUACAGUGCAAAGGAAAAGUAACACGUGAGGUAAUUAUUCCUGUGUUAUGGUUAAGAUGAAGGGCGAGAGAGGUCACAUGUGGCAGGUAGCACCGCUGGGAAAACCCGGGUCAAGUGCAUCCAGCUCCAGAUUUCCACCUGGCGGCCUAGGGCUGUAGGGCAGAAAACACUAAUACUCAGAGGCUUCUGGGGCUGCGUGGCCCCUUUAAGGGUGGGGAGGGGCGGGGCUACGGUUGCCUGGAGACCAGCUGGUUUGGACGCGCAGGCUUCGAAUCACUUUGGUUGGGCCUGGCUUCAGAAGUCAGUAAAACUCAUCAAUGCUUUGAAACAAACAGCUCUCAGCCAAAGAAAUCAUCUGAUAACUUACAGAAAGUGAACUUUGGGUCUUCUAGAGGGGAUGGUGAAAGACAAGAAAAAAGCCGACAGAAGAGUGGAAAAGUCUGCCCGCUCUUCCUCCUCUCUCUCUGAUAAUCCAGAGAUUUCUAAACUAGAUGACAAUUCUGCUAGACAAGAAAGGUCCCCAAGUCCUGUCCCACAGUCAGAAGUGCAGUUCCACGAACCGGGGUCCAAACGGGAAUCCAGGAACCCGCAGCAGGAUGACGAAGCCGGUCUGUAUGAGCUGCCCGUGCUCAGCGACCUCGUUGAAAGCUAUGAAGGGGGAAAAGUGCGAGGCCUGCACGACAGAGAAGACUUCGCGGUCUUCCAAGGAGGCGGCGCCUACCGCGGGCACUUUGUGAAGAGCAUCUCCGUGAACCUCAGCAUGCACACGUGGCCGGACGGCAGCACCUACAAAGGCGAAGUGGUCAACGGCAAGAGGAACGGGUUUGGUGUGUUCAAGUGCGUCACGCAGCCCGUGUCCUACAUCGGCCAGUGGUGCCAGGGCAGGAGACACGGGAUGGGCUGCAUUUAUUAUGACCGAGAGGGUACCUCUUCCUACGAGGGGACCUGGGACCACAACGUCAGAAAGGGCUGGGGAGUAAGACGUUACAAAUCUGGAAAUGUGUACGAAGGUCAGUGGGAUGACAACAUGCGGCACGGAGAAGGCAGGAUGAGGUGGCUGACGACUAACGAGGAGUACAGCGGCCAAUGGGACAGGGGCGCCCAGAAUGGUUUAGGAACACACACCUGGUUUCUAAAGAGAGUCCCCAACUCCCAGUAUCCUCUGAGAAAUGAAUACAGAGGGAACUUCGUGAACGGGUAUCGUCAUGGCUAUGGGACGUUUUACUACGCCAGUGGAGCCACGUACGAGGGAGAAUGGGUUUUCAAUAAAAAGCACGGCUUGGGCCGCUUGACUUUCAAGAACGGGUGCGUGUAUACUGGCCCGUUUUACAAUGACCACAUAGCGAAGUUUGCAGACCUCGAGGAGGAAUGGAUGGAUGACCCAGACCUGUGCUCGGACUCCGCCCUCGGGACCCAGCUCCGAGGAUCUUCCAGUGCCGAAAUCAUCAGGAAGCUUGAUGGCAGCGGAAGUAAUCCAGUGUUGGGCUCGAGCAUCGAGCUGGACCUGCGUUUGCUGCUACGGAGGUACCCCGAGAAAGACCAAGCAGAGGAACGGAAGCAGGUCGAGUAUGCUGUCCUAAGAAAUAUCACAGAAUUAAGAAGAAUCUAUAACUUCUAUAGCAGCCUAGGGUGUGACCGCUCCCUGGAUAACACCUUCCUGAUGACAAAGCUUCACUUCUGGAGGUUUCUGAAGGACUGUAAACUUCACCACCAUAAAAUCACCCUUGCUGACAUGGACAGGGUGUUCAGUGCCAAUAAUGACAUACCAGUUGAGGAAAUUCAUUCUCCGUUUAAAACAAUCCUUCUGAGGACGUUUCUGAGUUACCUCGUGCAGCUGGCUCACCACAUUCAUCACAGAGAAUACCAAAAUCGGAGCCCCUCGCUGUUUCUGUGCUUCACGAAACUGAUGACCGAGAACAUCCACCCCAAUGCCUGCCACGUAAACGGCAUGUUGUUCAGUGAGCAGCAGCAGACGCUGUACGCGAUGAAUUACGUCGACCUGACCUGGGAGGUGUACAAGGCGUACUGCCGGCCGCACCCCGCGCCGCCCCACGAGCUCACCAUGAAGGCGAGACACUUCCUCUGGAUGCUGCAGAACUUUAAAAUGUUAAGUAAAGAAUUAACAGCAACCAGAUUCGUGGAGGUCAUUGCGGAGGACAAUCCUUUCAUGUGUGACGGAAUUGACAGCAACUUGGAACUUGAGCUGGUUUUCCUGGAGUUCUUUGAAGCUCUCUUAAGCUUCGCCUUCAUCUAUGUUACCGACUUAAACAGAUCCUGUUUAAGUUCUCCAAACGACGACUUCCCCGAGAGCAAACACGGAAGCACCUGUGUGCCAACAAAUAAGAACAGGAGCCUGAGUCCAGAAACGAGCCAGGAGUCCGACGUGCACUUCGACAGCAUCAAGUCGUCCUCGGGGAGGUUAGGGCUCUUGCUUGACUUCGGCGAAAUCGAGACGACAGAGGGCAAUUUCAAGAAGUCUCUAAGUGAUGAGAGAAUUACCAAAAUUAAUUUUCUAUCUGCAGGGAAAGCACUAACCUUUUAUCUACCUCAAAAUGAGAAGCAAGCAAGCCCCGAGGACGAGCAGACCGAAAAGCUCAGCGCGUGGGUCAGCUGUGUGUGCUGCUUUUUUGUCAACGCGCUCUUCCCGGCUCACAGACGCGAAGAGAUCCUCCAGGGGAAAGUGAGGGAGAACAAGGCCCAGCUCAUGGCCUUGGAAAGGCACGGAGAAAGGGUGGACAGCGUGGAUAGAAGGCUGAAUAGCUUGAGAAAGGAAGAGCCCAAAAGACAAGACUCUGAGGUCCACAUCACCGUGAUCAAGGAGCCGGUGGAGGCCACGUCCUUGCAUCUGAAUCUGACACCGAGUCCCCCUAAAGAGGACACGGUGAUGGUCCAAUCCAAGACCAGCACCAGUAAGAAAAAGAAAAAAUAGAGGUCACUGGGUUUCUAGACAUAAAAGGAGUUCAGGACCAAAGCAUUGUGAUGAAUUUCCUGACCAAUAAAACCGGCUGUGUUUUACUUUCC
Phyllostomus discolor (pale spear-nosed bat) is the source of this 3115-nucleotide messenger RNA. RefSeq names its product radial spoke head 10 homolog B-like. Bases 492 to 3023 code for a protein of 843 amino acids. NCBI's taxonomy places the organism in Eukaryota, Metazoa, Chordata, Mammalia, Chiroptera, Phyllostomidae. The record is from RefSeq and is a predicted model, not a curated record. The transcript is spliced from 19 exons.